UGUCUCGUCCGGCAUCUUUGUCAUCGAUACACGUAUCGUGAUGCAGGAGCACCAGCUUCCGAACGAUCUCUCCUCGCAACAUUCGUGCCACGAAGGUGCCCCGCGCGUCUCAAUCACGACGACAACGACAGGUACAAGUAUCUGCUCAACAUGAGCAACAGCCAGUACUUGGACUACAUUUACCAGCUGUGGCUAAAGAACCCAGAGUCCGUGAGCUCAUCGUGGAGCGAGUUUUUUCAUUUCAUCUACGGCGAGGGCUUGCCGAUGGUUGCGAAAGCUCCGGUUGCACGCGUCGAAUCAACACCUUCGAUUCUGCCGUCGAACCUGACCGCAAAGUUAGCGACAGGUGCCUUUCCCUUUGAGAUACAGGCGCAUUCAAUAUUACUGGGCACGUAUAAAAAUUAAAAAUGAUAAUCGUGUCGUCGCACUGUCAUUUGGGUAUAGGGGUCCGUCCCCUGAUGUUGUCGAUGGCCCUUGGAACAUAUUACAAGAUUACUGUCCACUUGGGAAUCAACGUUCCGGAGAAAAUCCGAGGUCUCUCCUCGGAUUCCCAGCGAAACGGCUAAGUGGGUCGCUUUCCUACUGGGACGAUGUAACUUUCAAAUAAUCCUGCAAAGGUGAUGAAAGGGUUCUUCGGCAGAGCCGGCCCCAGAACCUUAUCUCAGAGCUCGCUAUAGUCAUUCUCGUUGUCCAGUUUGGAAAAUGCUACCGUUCACCUAAUGUGCUUUAUAUUACUUCGAGGUCGUAGAAGUGCCUGGUACUCUUGAACGCCAUCGUAUUGACAGUAGGAUUUUAACUGUUACACAAGCUUAUCUAAAAUUGGUACAUAAAGAUGUGACUCCAAGUGUUUGCUUUUCGCUUCGCAGCGUCGCCAGGAUUCCCCCAGCAGAGCGUGAGAGCAAAAUCGGACAGCGAACUACAAGGCACGCGCUCAUCUGAUAGCCGACAUCGAUCCCCUGCGCAUUCAGAAUCCUGAGUCUCACAAGCUUCAAGGUACUCCGAAUUUACCGCCAUUUAUCGUGGUUAGAGAGCACUUGAAGGGGGUGACCGAAGCUGACAUGAACAGAGAGUUUCCCCUUGCAUCGUUCACCGUGAUUGGAGGACCAAAACGAAGUCUCCCUUUGCGCGACAUACUGAUCAGGUUGAACGACGUUUACUGUGGACAUUUAGGCCUCGAGUACACUUACAUUCACGACCUCACGAUGAUAGACUGGCUGAGGGAUAAGUUCGAGGUCCCAGGCGCUUGGACCCUACCGGUGGAGCACAGAAGGUUCGUUUGGAAGGACAUCAUGAGAGCAGUAACGUUCGAGGGUUUUCUGGCCAAGAAGUAUCCUACUGAAAAGAGGUUCGGCCUUGAAGGCUGUGAAUCUUUUAUUCCAUCGAUGGUGGAAUGCUGCGAAGUGUCCGCUGAAAAGGGGGUAGAGACUGUUGUGAUUGGUAUGGCUCAUCGUGGUCGCCUGAAUACCUUGAUCAACGUCUGCUCGAAGCCGCUGCAUCAACUACUCACUCAGUUCAACCCGAUUCCUCUGGAGGGUUUCGGUUCUGGGGACGUGAAGUAUCACUUAGGAAUGCACGCGGAUAAAAUGCUAGAGAGGAGCAACAAAAAGAUUGUAAUCUCUGUAAUGGCCAAUCCUUCCCACUUGGAAGCGAUCGAUCCCGUGGUGGUUGGUCGCAUUCGAGCUGAGCAAGUGGAGAAAAACGACGCUAAAAUGGGUAAGAAGUCUGUGGCUAUUUUGGUUCACGGCGAUGCUGCUUUCUCUGGCCAAGGCAUCGUUUACGAAACCAUGCAUCUGACUGACCUACCAGAGUACACAACCGGCGGUGUCAUACACGUCGUUAUUAAUAAUCAGAUAGGUUUCACUACCGAUCCGAGGUAUUCACGGUCUAGCGCCCAUUGCACCGAUGUAGCACGUGUCGUGAAUGCUCCUAUAUUCCACAUACAUGGCGAUAACCCCGACUUGGUGGCCUACUGCAGCAAAGUUGCCAGCGAAUAUAGAGCAGAGUUCCACAACGACGUCGUCUUGGAUAUCGUAGGGUAUCGACGAUUCGGUCACAACGAGCUAGACGAGCCGAUGCUCACUCAGCCCUUGAUGUACAAGCGUAUAAAGGAACACCCUAACGUGCUCGCUAUUUACACUGACAAGCUGAUCAAGGAGGGAGUGAUUACUGAGGCGUUCGCCAAAGAAGAAGUACAAAAAUAUUUGGAACACUGCGAACAGGAGUACGAAAAAGCGCAGACAAUAGACUCGGUAAACUUGAGCGAUUGGCACGAUAUACCGUGGACCGAUUUCUUUGCUAAUCAGAGUCCACAAGCCAGCAUACCGCCGACUGGCAUCGAUGUGGAAACGAUUUUGGCGAUUUGCAAGGCUAUAUCUACGCCUCCCAAAGAUAUCGAGUCGCAUAAUCAAGUGCUGAGAAUGAUGGACAAACGAUCGCAUUUGACGGAAGCUCGCAAGGUGGACUGGGCGAUGGGCGAAUGUCUAGCGUUUCUCAGUCUGCUGAAAGAAGGUCAUCACGUGAGACUAUCCGGCGAGGAUGUCGAGCGAGGCACUUUCUCGCACCGCGUCCACAUCAUUCACGACCAGAGCAGGGACAAAGUCUACAAAAAUAUUCUCAACGACGUGUUCCCUGGACAAGCCCUGUACACCGUGUCCAACUCCUCGUUGUCGGAGUACGGUGUCUGCGGAUUCGAAUUAGGAUACUCGGCCUACAAUCACAAUACAUUGACGCUUUGGGAAGGCCAGUUCGGUGAUUUCGCAAACACUUGUCAGGUCACCUUAGAUACUCUCCUCUGCUCUGGACAAUCAAAAUGGGGCAGGCAAGUGGGAUUGGUCCUUUUGCUACCUCACGGAAUGGAUGGUCAAGGACCCGAGCACUCGUCCGCGAGGCCUGAACGACUUCUUCAAUUGUGCGACGAUGAUUACACCUAUAUCCCGGGUACGGAGCCAGGAGCUCCUCAAGGAGAAACUCCGGAACAGAUCAUGACACGACAGCUGUUCGAAAUUAACUGGAUCGUUUGCAACUUUACCACACCAGCGAACAUGUUCCACGCUUUAAGGCGACAAAUUCUCAUGCCAUUCCGAAAACCACUGAUCGUCAUGUCACCUAAAUCCCUGCUCCGUCAUCCAAUGGCCCUGUCGUCUUUCAAAGAAAUGGAACCCGGCACUUCGUUUCUGCCAAUUCUCCCAGAUCCCCUCGUCAAAUCGGGAAACAUACAAAAGGUAUUAAUCUGCAGUGGAAAGGUGUACUACGACCUGGCCGCGGAACGUCAAACGAAGAAAUUGGAAGAUAAAAUAGCAAUCAUACGAAUCGAGCAACUUUGCCCCUUUCCGUAUCACCUCCUCGCUCAGGAAGUGGCGAAAUACCCUAACGCCAAGAUCAUGUGGUUGCAAGAAGAACACAAAAACCAGGGUCCUUAUGGUUACGUGAGGGACAGGAUAGCGCUAGCCUUGGGACUCCGUUUGGAAGACGUCGUUUACGGCGGUCGACUGCCAGCAGCUGCUCCAUCGACUGGCAGCAAGAUCAUUCACACAAACGAGUACAAAGAUUUGAUGUCGGUUGCUAUGAAUCUUAAUUAAUUCGCGGAUAUUUCAAGUUCAUAGAAGGACGUACUAUUUUGAUUCGUAUAAAUUCAGCGGAAGUGCGUGACGUAUAGAGAUAACACCUCGAAUCAAUAGGUAAAUAAUAUAAUCAAAAAAUCGUAAUCGACGUUCUUGAUCAAACCGGUUGAACCUCCUGUCACUUUCUCGUAAAAGUUACUUUUUUAAUCGGUCGAAAACUCACUCACCAAUAGACAUAAGUAUUUUUUGUGUGUUUUUCUGAGGUACGGGCAACACCUUCCAUUGUAACGAUUCCACAUUGCAUUUUCUUUUCACCGUGUUGUCGUUUGGUUCGCAAAAUUGUUGAGCAAUCGCAAAUACAACGGGCAACUACACGCUGCGAUAAGUAAAACUGAACUUGAGAUUUCUCUACGCUUAGAUGGAUGGUGCUAAUAGACAGCAUGUCCUACACGUGUAUAUGUAUAGAUUCGAUGGGACUAUUGCACCUAUAUCUGACUUCCUGAUGUGAUGCGGGUCGUCCAUGUAUAGAAAUACAUUUAUCGUUCCGAGGUCAAUGUCGUUCAAAAUUUAUUACAGUGAAAAACGAUCGCAAUGUUUCCUAAAGUUGUCCGUGAGAGUUUACGAUGCAACAUUGUGUAAAUUAACGUCCACUGUAUCAAAAUGUAUCGUGUAUAUAGCUUAAAAAUUGUAUAUGAAAUAUAUGCCUAUGGACUGU
Messenger RNA from Hylaeus anthracinus, 4275 nucleotides. RefSeq names its product 2-oxoglutarate dehydrogenase complex component E1-like. Gene Ontology annotation, cellular component: mitochondrion; oxoglutarate dehydrogenase complex. The transcript is spliced from 14 exons. Gene Ontology annotation, biological process: tricarboxylic acid cycle. The record is from RefSeq and is a predicted model, not a curated record. Gene Ontology annotation, molecular function: thiamine pyrophosphate binding; oxoglutarate dehydrogenase (succinyl-transferring) activity. NCBI's taxonomy places the organism in Eukaryota, Metazoa, Arthropoda, Insecta, Hymenoptera, Colletidae. Bases 1059 to 3578 code for a protein of 839 amino acids.